UCACUAUAUUGUAUUCUGGCAGGCGUUAUAUGAAGUUUGUAAUAAAAGUAGAUUGUUUCGUAGCGAAGUCAGCAUGCUGGUAUGACAGGUACACACAAUUUUACCAAAUCAGGUAGAACGGGAAUGUGCAGUAUACGGCCCGUGCAGGCCGUCAAUUAUUGAGUGUUUUUUUUUGUGCAUUUCAAUGUACAUUUAUGGUAUAAAUAAUUAUUUGCGCAUAAAAUCUACAGCCCUUGUUCUAUUCUGUCAAAAUUGCCCACAGAUUUCAACCUAAAAAUUUCUCGAUUUAUUGCAAGGACCACAUAAUGAGUAGAACUGUAGACCUUGCUCCAAUGGCUUGGGUGAGUCAGUCAAAGAGUGAUGUAGUUGGCUGACUCCCUCUAUUUGUAAAAAACGAAGCUUAAAAGUGAGAAAAGAAAGAAACGCAUCAUAAAAGCAAAUAAGCACACAGUUAGCAGUCACACAACCUACUCUUUCGAAACUGAAAAAUAAAAGAAAUACGGAAAAAUAAAAGAAAUCUGAUGUCUUAUUUUACUAUAAGUAAUAGUUAGAACUCAAAAAUUAUUUUCAGUUCUUCGUAGGGCAUUGUGUGCACUUGAGUUAAAUACAUUUUGUGAUUGAUUUGUUUAUCUAGUUGAGUCUCAUUUUGUGAUUAAUAUUAUUUAUCUUACUUUAUAUACUUUAUAAGCUUUGUUAAAUAUAUACAUUAUGAAAACAAAUUUACUUCAAAUGGAGCCAGAUUUGGUUUCGAACCUUGCAAGGCCCAAGGUUCGACGAAGUUGGUCCAUAGAAAAGUUGGUAUGGGCUUUCAAAUUGGGGCGUAGAUAGAUGAGUGUUGAAAGAUUGACGGGGCGGAUCAGAACAUAACAUGUAGUACUACUAGUAUUUCGCAAGAAAGCAAACGGAUCCUUUUUCAUUUCGUUACGUAAAGUGCGCGCGAACCUUUCCGCCCUUCUCUCUCUCUGCCUGUUUCAGGUGGAGAGAGAGAGAGAGAGUUAGAAGCACGAAGGAGUUAGCAUAUGCUCUGCCCUCCGCAAAUUCAUGGAGAUUUGAGACAAUUUGGACUCACAGCUCAUGAAUCACCAUUCCCAUCCACCGCUCUCAACACUGUCCCUUCCGGUGACGGUUAUUGAAUUUCAUAAAUUUUCCAAACAUGAGCAGACAGACGCUACUCCCCCCUAUAAGCCCGUUUCCACGUGUUUCUUCAUCCUAUGUUGAUUCUUCUGUGGUAGGAUCGCAAAGCAUUCCAAAGCCAACGGAGAAAUUGUCUUACCAACGUUGUUCUUCUGAGAGCUUUCUCUUAGAGGAGCAACCCUCUUGGCUUGAUGACCUUCUUAACGAGCCAGAGACACUGGUGCACAGAGGUCACCGACGUUCAUCAAGUGACUCUUUAGCAUAUGCAGGUACAUCAGCUAAGACAUGUAGCACAUGGGAGAGGCACAAAUUGAAAAAUAUUAUUGGAGGACCUUCCUGGGGCUCUCAGAAUUUUGUUCAUUAUAAAGAUUCUUGGAGUUCCAGCUCUGACACGAAGCCAAGGUCUUUUGAUAAGCAGAACCAUAGGGUUAAUGAAUCAUCUUUAAAAAAUGUAACCUGCUCAAGUGGCCUUUCGUCUACAAGGGAUGGCAUUUCUCUUCAAACCUCAGUAUCAUCCUGUGCUCUGCCAGAAUCAGAUGGGGUGCCAUCUACAGCCACUGAAAAGUGCGACCAAGAGGAACGAGGUUCACAGAACCAAGAGAGUUCUACUGAAAGAAUUAACUUAUUGCAAGCUAAGCCUUCUGUAUCCAAGAUAGAUGCAAAACGUGCUAAACAGCAAUCUGCACAACGGUCACGAAUCAGGAAACUUCAGUACAUAGCUGAACUGGAAAGGCAUGUCCACGUUUUACAGGCUGAAGGAUCUGAAGUUUCAGCUGAGCUUGAAUUUCUUGAUCAGCGCAAUCUUAUAUUAGGCAUGGAAAACAGAGCCUUGAGACAACGGUUAGACAGUUUAUCCCAGGAGCAACUUAUAAAAAACUUGGAGCAGGAUAUGUUAGAGAGAGAGAUUGGAAGACUUAAAAGUCUGUAUCAACUUCAGAUGAUGCAACAGCAGCAAAAGCAACAACAGCAACAGCAACACCACCACCAACAAAAGCAGCAUUCCAAACAUCAUCGAUCCAAAAGUAGAGACCUCGAGCCCCAAAUGGCUAACCUCUCCAUAGAACACAAGGAAGCCGAUUCUAGCAGUGGUUCAGUCAACAGCUCAGUCCACAUUUAAUCUCAUAUCAUUCUCCACAUCUACUAGGGAUUUUUUUUAUUCAUUCAUAUAAGCAUUUUUUUUCCCGCCCUUUAGUCUGGGGCUCAACAGGGCCUUAAUAAUUUUAGUGCAGUUUGCCCCUGCCUUGUGUAUUGGCUCUCUAGGAUGCCUGAGCACCUUUUGGUCAUUCAUUUGAAUAGCGAAUUGUAUUUAAUUAUUACUGAUGUUUCUAUAUAUGUACACAUUUCAUGUUUGCAUGUAUGAUUUCCAUUACUUGUCAAGAAUU
Molecule: messenger RNA, 2516 nt
Organism: Cornus florida
Lineage: Eukaryota; Viridiplantae; Streptophyta; Magnoliopsida; Cornales; Cornaceae
Exons: 5
Coding region: 1154-2251 (365 amino acids)
Biological process (GO): regulation of DNA-templated transcription
Molecular function (GO): DNA-binding transcription factor activity
Source: RefSeq, a predicted model, not a curated record